Solea solea (common sole) is the source of this 847-nucleotide messenger RNA. RefSeq names its product chymotrypsin A-like. Lineage: Eukaryota; Metazoa; Chordata; Actinopteri; Pleuronectiformes; Soleidae. The record is from RefSeq and is a predicted model, not a curated record. The transcript has 7 exons. The coding region runs from base 17 to 808 and encodes 263 amino acids. Gene Ontology annotation, biological process: proteolysis. Gene Ontology annotation, molecular function: serine-type endopeptidase activity.
CUGGACAUGAUCAACCAUGGCUCUUCUCUUCAUCGUCUCCUGCCUCGCCUUCAUCAGCGCCACCUACGGCUGCGGCUCUCCCGCCAUCCGUCCAGUGGUGACGGGUUAUUCUCGCAUUGUGAACGGCGAGGAGGCGGUGCCUCACUCCUGGCCCUGGCAGGUGUCCCUCCAGGACUACACUGGCUUCCACUUCUGUGGUGGUUCUCUGAUCAGUGAGAACUGGGUGGUGACGGCUGCUCACUGUAACGUCAGGACGUCCCACCGCGUCAUCCUCGGAGAACAUGACCGCUCCUCUAACAGUGAGGACGUGCAGGUCAUGAAUGUCGGCAGGGUGUUCAAACACCCCCGCUACAACGGCUACACCAUCAACAACGACAUCACCCUCAUUAAGCUGGCGAGCCCCGCCCAGCUGAAUAUGCGCACGUCCCCUGUGUGUCUCGCUGAGUCUGGAGACAACUUCCCCGGAGACAUGAAGUGUGUGACCAGUGGCUGGGGACUGACCCGCUACAACGCUCCUGACACCCCCGCCCUCCUGCAGCAGGCCUCUCUCCCUCUGCUUGAAAACUCUAAGUGUCGUCAGUUCUGGGGAAACAAAAUCAGUGACCUGAUGAUCUGUGCCGGUGCCUCUGGCGCCUCCUCCUGCAUGGGUGACUCUGGUGGUCCUCUGGUCUGUGAGAAGGCCGGUGCCUGGACUCUGGUUGGUAUUGUGUCAUGGGGCAGUGGAACCUGUACUCCGUCCAUGCCUGGCGUGUACGCCCGCGUCACAGAGCUGCGCGCCUGGGCCGACCAGACCAUCGCUGCCAACUAAGCAUGUAUGAUCAUUAAUAAAUCAACAACUAAAAGAAAA